UUCUUUUUGAGAAUUUCAUAAUUUUUGAAUAAGAAGAAACAACUUGGUAUGUCCCCAAACUUAGAAAUAAAAAACACUGCCACUAUUAUUGGAAUUUUUAAAUUAUAUGUAGCAGAAUCUAAUCUUAAUACAUCCUAAACCCAAAUUCAUUUGAAUCCAUUAGUUAAUGAAAUAAUAUGCUCUUUCUGUCAAACUUAGGUACUGGUACGUAUAAUGGAACUGGGUAGCUCUACUUUGAUAUGAGACUUCCUAAAAUUAAAAGAAGAGGUUUAAGUGUUUGGUAAGUUGACCCUCAGCCACAUCCCUUGAAGUGUAACAGAGUAUGAACUGAAACAGAAGAAACUUAAAUGUCAAAACAUUUCCCAUGUCCACAACAAUAUUGCUGAAUGGAGUAUUUUUAACAUUUUUAAAUCAUAAGAUUGAUGACUGGUUUCUGAAAUCCAUAGAAAAAAAUCUUAUUAAGAGUCCAAGAAUGAAUCCUCAAAGUGAAGUGGGAAUAAAGUACCUAAUCAAUAAUAAACUUCUAACACUGCAGACUUUUAAAAUGUAGAUACUUUUCGAGGAACAUUAACUUUAUACAAAAGGUGACUCCUAGAUUAUAGUUAGCUUCCUAAGAAAAUAAAUUUCAAAUUUUAAUACUAAUUCUAAUUGGGGUAAAAUAAUGGCAAAUGUAAUUUAGAGAAAAGCAGAGGAUUUAGUAACUAGGCAUAAAGAGAUUUUCCUUAAAUGUAAUAUGCUAAUAAUUGCUGGUUUUUAAAUGGUAACAAUUUGUAAUGAAUUACCUAUAUUGGCUUUCUUUUCUAAAGUAAACUGACUACUCUGGAAAUUACACAAGUUUUAACAGAUUAUGCAAUCAGUCCACUAAAGAGUGGAGCAGAAGCUAUCAUAAUCUGGUCUCAUUUUAUUAAACUCAUGACCAAAAGUUUUCCUUUUUACAUUAUUUCACAUAAUUUUAAAAGUAUAAAUUGCUUUCUCAGAAGAUAAAAUGUAAAACAGUUUGAAGAAAUCACCUGAAAUUGAUGCCGUUGUUUUUAAAACAUAAAAUCAGAUAGAUGGUCAUUCAUAUAGUAUCAAAGAUGUCUCUGGAGAAAACAAUACUUAUAGCCACUCACUAAGCAGUUUCAUAAAAAAAAAAAAAAAAAAAAAAAAAAUGGAACCCUUAACCCUAAGGUCAUAAAAUAAGACAUAUUUAUUUUACCAUACGAACUGAUAAUUAAAAGCAUAAGAUGCUCAUUAAAAAAAUGUAGUCUUGCUUGUGUGUAGCCUGGGAAAAUGAUCCUUUAUAUCAGAAAGAUAAAGACAAAAUAAUCAUAGUUAAGUAUUUCUUACUUCCCCAAAGGAAGAUGAACAUUUAAGUGGUUGAUAAAUUUGAAAAGCUGAUUAUACAUAAUAACUAUCAUGUUGGGGGAAUACAUAAAAAUCAAGCAGUUUGUAUUGUUAUUUUAAACAGUGACACACAUAAAAAGGUAGGAGUUAAAAAUAUUUAAACUAAUAUCGUAGAAAACCAUCCACGAGGAAGGUCAAAAUCAUUUUCAACAUGUAAAAAGAAUGAAGAGUAGAGGCAUUAAGAAGAACCACAAAUUCUUCAUGAGGCAAAUGUUAAAAUGUGGAACUUAAGCUCAGACAAAUACCCAGGAAUGAGUAAGGGCCAGGUUUAAUGUGCCUGAGGCAUUUCAUCCUAUAGCAAAUCUAAACUAUAUAGAUAUGCUUAAUGCUAUAAAUUUAGGGGGAAAACGUGUGUUUUUUUGUCCAUUUUGUAGCGUGUGCACCUCUUGCAAUAAAUUUGAGUCAGCACCAAUGACAGCUCUGCAGUCCUCCUAUGUGGUACUGAUCAGGUGGUUGCAGAGCUCCAGCUCACAGCAACACAAUGCAGCUGAGCAGGCAAGCACAGCCCACAGCCAGAAGCGGUUCCUACGCUCCAGAACAAGGCGACCUUUAAGCUUAAGUUUCCCGGAGAAAAAUGAGAUGCUGAUGCUGAAGACGACACUAUGGCUUUGAUGGAAUAUCAGAUACUGAAAAUGUCUCCCAGCCUGUUCAUCCUUCUGUUUCUCACACCGGGUAUUUUAUGCAUUUGUCCUCUCCAAUGUAUAUGCACAGAAAGGCACAGGCAUGUGGACUGUUCAGGCAGAAACUUGAGUACAUUACCUUCUGGACUGCAAGAGAAUAUUAUCUAUUUAAAUCUGUCUUAUAACCACUUUACUGAUCUGCAUAACCAGUUAACCCAAUACACCAAUCUGAGGACCCUGGACAUUUCAAACAACAGGCUUGAAAGCCUCCCUGCUCAGUUACCUCGGUCCCUCUGGAAUAUGUCUGCUGCUAACAACAACAUUAAACUGCUUGACAAAUCUGAUACUGCCUAUCAGUGGAACCUUAAAUACCUGGAUGUUUCUAAGAAUAUGCUGGAAAAGGUUGUCCUCAUUAAAAAUACACUAAGAAGUCUUGAGGUUCUCAACCUGAGUAGUAACAAACUUUGGACAGUUCCAACCAACAUGCCCUCAAAACUACAUAUGGUGGACCUGUCUAACAAUUCCUUGACACAAAUCCUCCCCGGAACAUUAAUAAGCCUGACAAACCUCACACAUUUUUACCUGCACAACAACAAAUUCACAUUCAUUCCAGAUCAAGCUUUUGACCAACUCUUUCAGUUGCAAGAGAUAACCCUUUAUAAUAACAGGUGGUCAUGUGACCACAAACAAAACAUUACGUACCUACUGAAGUGGGUGAUACAAACAAAAGCCCACGUGAUAGGAACCCCCUGUCCGAGCCAAAUAUCAUCUCUGCAGGAACAUAACAUAUACCCCACACCCUCUGGAUUCACCUCAAGCUUGUUCACUGUAAGUGGCAUGCAGACCGUGGACACCAUUAACUCUCUGAGUAUAGUAACUCAAUCCAAAGUGACCAAAAUACCCAAACAAUAUCGAGCAAAGGAAACAACAUUUGGCGCCACUCUAAGCAAAGACACCACCUUGACUAGCACUGACAAGGCUUUUGUGCCCUAUCCAGAAGACACAUCCACAGAAAUGACCGAUUCACAUGAAGCAGCAGCUGCAACUCUAACUAUUCAUCUCCAAGAUGGAAUGGUUACAAACACAAGCCUCACUAGCUCAACAAAAUCAUCCCCAACACCCAUGACCCUAAGUAUUACUAGUGGCAUGCCAAAUAAUUUCUCAGAAAUGCCUCAACAAAGCACAACCCUUAACUUACGGAGGGAAGAGACCACCACAAAUGUAAAGACUCGCUUACCUUCUGCGGCAAGUGCUUGGAAAGUAAAUGCUUCGUUUCUCUUAAUGCUCAAUGCUGCGGUCAUGCUGGCCAUCUGAGGGUCUGCAUUUUCUGAAACUAAUGAAAGAACUCCUCCCUGAUGUAUAGUUGGGAAAAUAUGCCCCUAUCUAGCCAGUGAUUCAAGCUAUAUUAAAUAUUCAAGAAAGCCAGUGUUACCCUUCUGACUCUGAUGUAAAUGAAAUUACUUGUCUUAAAUAAAAGAAGUGCACAAUGUCUUGGUACUUGCUACUAUUUUACUGUCUUAAGUAAAACUAAUGCAUUUCUUUUUUUAAUGAAAUAUUUUCUUUUUAAGGCUUCAAUUUAUUGCACAAAAUA
Molecule: messenger RNA, 3597 nt
Organism: Myotis myotis
Lineage: Eukaryota; Metazoa; Chordata; Mammalia; Chiroptera; Vespertilionidae
Gene: OMG
Product: oligodendrocyte myelin glycoprotein
Exons: 2
Coding region: 1989-3320 (443 amino acids)
Biological process (GO): neuron projection regeneration
Molecular function (GO): protein binding
Source: RefSeq, a predicted model, not a curated record